Molecule: messenger RNA, 333 nt
Organism: Peronospora matthiolae
Lineage: Eukaryota; Oomycota; Peronosporomycetes; Peronosporales; Peronosporaceae
Source: the annotation of a GenBank genome assembly
AUGCAUGGCAAAGCACCACAGGCGAUUCGUAUCAGCGGGUACUUCAUGGACAUAUUGGGUGCUUUCUAUAAGAUGCGCAGAGAGCAGGAAGAUGCACUGGAGUUUUUGGAGUAUUUGCACGCAGAGUACGAAAAGAGUGGUCUACGUUUGCCUACCUCGUGUGAAAAGCAGACAAAGCGGGCUCCUGUGAUCGAGCAGAAUGAAGCUAGUGUGGACGCGGGUGCUAAGAGUGCUCAAGCUUUCGAUGACGGCUGGGCAGAGGUUGGUAAGAAAGGCAAGAGCAGCGUGCUACGUCAGAAUCCCGUUGACACUGUCCGCUCGCCGAUAAAUUAG